Molecule: messenger RNA, 1515 nt
Organism: Entamoeba invadens IP1
Lineage: Eukaryota; Evosea; Mastigamoebida; Endamoebidae
Product: thioredoxin domain containing protein, putative
Exons: 1
Coding region: 1-1515 (504 amino acids)
Source: RefSeq, a predicted model, not a curated record
AUGCAUUGCUACGGGAAACAGUGUAAAUGUCGAAUGGUCCAUUUGGAGCACUUGUUAUCAUCAAUAGAAAAGAAGAUGAAACGGUUAGAGGAUAUCGAGAGAGUGUUGCGGAAGGAAGUCGAAAGUGACAUGAAAGAUUUUUCGAUACUUGUUGGCAUCAGAGAUAGAAAGUUGUUGUUGUGCAAGAUUAGAACUGUAAGAAAGAAUUUAAGAAAAAUCUCCCUCCUCAAGGUCAGGUUAAUCGCUCAAAUGAGAAGAGGACUUGAUAUGGUUUCUUAUGAAAACCAACAAAGACUUAUAACAUGUUUGUCACUGGAACACCGAGUUGUAAUUAGACUUCGAAAGGUUGAAAUAAAGGAAGAGUCAACAUUUGUCCAAUCAAGUGUACCAUCAGAAGUCCCUUCGGAAUCCAAAUCGAAGAGUGAGGUCGUUAAAAACGAAUCAUCAGAAGUGGUGAAGAAAGAAAGCUCCUCUGUUGUUAAUAAAGUGUCGUCGAAUCCUCCACAUGUUAGUAGUGAUGUGCCAAAUCCACCAAAACAAGAAUCAUCAACUAUUCAAAUACAAAGUUCAAGUAAUCCACCAAAGCACCAAUCUUCAAGUGUGCCAAGUCACUCAUCGAAUAUUCCAAAUCAGUCCUCUGGUGUACCAACACAUUCAUCCAGUAUACCAAAUCACUCGUCUAGUAUUCCAAAUCAUUCUUCGAGUGUUCCUAACCAUUCGUCUGAUGUACCAAAACAUGAGUCUUCUAAUAUUCCCAACCAAUCAUCUGGUAUUCCGAGUCACUCGUCGAGUAUUCCAAAUCAAUCAUCUGGUGUGCCAAGUCAUUCUUCAAAUAUUCCCAACCAUUCAUCAAGCAUACCUAACCAAUCCUCUGGUGUACCAACACAUUCAUCCAGUAUUCCAAAUCAAUCAUCUGGUGUUCCAAGUCAUUCAUCAAAUAUACCAAAUCAGUCUUCGGAUAUUCCAACACAUUCAUCAAGCAUACCAAACCACUCAUCCAGUGUUCCCAACCAUUCGUCUUCGGGUGUUCCAAAUCAGUCCUCUGGUGUACCAAACAAUUCGGAGCAACCACCAAAAGAUUCGGAAAUUCCACCACCUGGAGACAAUUCAGAACAACCACCAAAAGACUCGUCUUCAACAACCCCACCAUUCUCAGAAGUACCAAAUAGCUCAGAACCCCCACACAAACACGAUUCAUUCAACCCACCAAAAAUUGAUUCAGAAAUCCCGCCACCACCUUAUUCCGACAAUCCACCACAUAAGGAAGAAGAGUUCUCGGAGCCACCAAAAGAGAAGUGCGAGAAGAAGAAGGAUAUCUUUAAGGAGGAGAAAGAGAAGUGUGACAAACCGAAGCGCGACAUCUUUGUGAAGUAUCAUACUAAAUGUGGCAAAAAGAGAGAUGAGUUUGGUAAGAUCACAAAAAGUGAGAAGUGUGAACGACAACACGAAGUGAAAAUAGGCCGUAUUACUGAAAAGUGUGACAAAGUGAAGUCUAAGUUUGAUAAAUUCAAGUGA